GGCCGUCCAAGGCCAAGGACAACGCUACUUCCGGUCUCCUCACUUCCGGCUCCGCUGCUCUCUGUGUUGGUGCUGCAGGCCGGGUUGAGAGGCUGCCGGUCUGAGUGUCCUCGCGGUUGGUCAGUGUGAAGCUGUGACAGCUGCAGUUGCUCCCCGCCCCCGAGGACCCGAGGUGCGUGGGGGGAGGGGAAGAAGGAAAAGGCCCAGGUCGCGUUUCCGCUCACUUGGUGCCCGGUUUGAGGCGAUUCCAGAGAGCCGCGGCAGGGAUAAUCCUCGACGUGAGAGCCGCCGAGUUCCCCCGCAGACAGGUAUGUCUGACUGCAGCAAUGAUACUACAACUCUUGGUGCAUCUAAACCAGGCACAGAAGAAGUCAAGUCUAAUUCUGAGGAGUAUAGCAUGGCUCAAGAAUCUCCCAAAAAUUCAGCAGCAGAAAUUCCAGUGACUAGUAAUGGAGAAGUGGAUGACUCUCGUGAACAUGGCUUUAAUAGGGAUUUGAAGCGUUCAUUACCAGCUGGACUUGGUCUCUCAGAAACCCAAAUUACAUCUCAUGGCUUUGACAAUACCAAAGAGGGGGUUAUUGAAGCAGGAGCAUUUCAAGGUUCCCAAGCACCACCAUUGCCAUCUGUUAUGUCUCCUAGCAGGGUUGCAGCUAGUCGACUGGCUCAACAAGGAAGUGAUUUAAUUGUUCCUGCAGGUGGCCAGAGAACACAGACCAAAAGUGGACCAGUUAUUCUCGCAGAUGAAAUAAAAAAUCCUGCAAUGGAAAAGUUAGAGCUUGUUAGAAAAUGGAGUCUAAACACCUACAAGUGCACUCGGCAAAUUAUCUCUGAGAAGCUAGGCCGUGGAUCGAGAACUGUGGACCUUGAACUUGAAGCUCAGAUUGAUAUAUUAAGAGAUAACAAGAAAAAAUAUGAAAAUAUUUUAAGACUGGCUCAGACAUUGUCAACCCAGCUUUUCCAGAUGGUGCACACCCAAAGGCAACUUGGAGAUGCAUUUGCUGACCUGAGUUUGAAGUCACUAGAACUACAUGAAGAAUUUGGCUAUAACGCAGAUACCCAGAAGCUACUGGCUAAAAAUGGGGAGACUCUUCUUGGAGCCAUUAAUUUUUUCAUUGCCAGUGUGAACACUUUGGUGAAUAAAACAAUUGAAGACACAUUAAUGACUGUGAAACAAUAUGAAAGUGCCAGGAUUGAAUAUGAUGCAUAUCGCACUGAUUUGGAAGAACUGAAUCUUGGACCACGUGAUGCCAACACUCUGCCAAAGAUUGAGCAGUCACAGCAUCUGUUUCAAGCACAUAAGGAAAAAUACGAUAAAAUGCGUAAUGAUGUUUCUAUCAAGUUGAAAUUUCUAGAAGAAAAUAAGGUUAAAGUGCUGCACAAUCAGCUGGUUCUUUUCCACAAUGCCAUUGCCGCUUACUUUGCUGGGAAUCAGAAGCAGCUUGAACAGACACUUAAACAGUUCCAUAUCAAAUUGAAAACCCCUGGAGUGGACGCCCCAUCUUGGCUUGAAGAACAGUAAAAUCACACCCGGGGGAAAAAAAAAAAAAGAAAAGUCACGUCAUUAUAUUUCUAAACAAACCUAAUAAGAAUUAAGCAGAGUUGGGUUAAGAUUAGGGAACUGGUGACCACAACCAUUGUAGUGAUUCUUGCACAAACAGCUUUAAUUUUUCCCUUUUUCAUACUUUAACAACUGAACUGUUAAAUUUGAUGGGAAGGUGGGUGAUUUUAAUGUGAACAUAAUUUCUAUGAUCUGAACACAAUAAUUUUCCUUUUUGAGAAAUCCUUUUGUAUUGUGAGGGUUGAUGGCUAUUUCUGUAGUUUGAAAACAUCUAAUAUAGAUUUGCACUGACCAGAUACAAAAAUUCAAGAUUUUUGGUCCUGGAAAGAGGGCCAGUUGUAGCUUUUCCAAAGGGACGUUUACAUGAUUUGUAUCAACAUCAGAUAUUUUAUAUAUGAAUAUAUUAAACAUCUUUAAGAGAUUCAUUUUCAUGUAUUGUCUUAAAGAAAAAAGAAACUAUUUUGCAGAGUAAAAUUAUAUGGUGUUCCUGCAGCAUCCACACAGAGGUGGCAGCUCUAAUGAAUGACUGAUUAGCUUGUGGAGUUGUGGCAAAUGCCUUUUUAAAAAUGAUUCUGUACUAUUGUAAUUUUGUUUAACCUUUUUUUUUUUUUAAGACGCAGGAAUCACACUGUCAUUUCUGUGAGGCUUUUGAGCUUAACAGUUUGCAUCACCCAAAGUCAUUGGGCAGUUAUGUUAGCCAUUUCUUUUGAUUCAUAAUGAAACCUGCUUAAGAGAAUUUUUUUUGGCAGGUGGACUUGGGAAUAGAAACUCUUGAUGGUUUCUAGAGUAGAAAUCUGUGCUUAGAAAGCAAGUUUUGGAGUAAAUUCCAUUUUGACAGAAGUGAAUUCCUAGACAGCUUUCAUUGACUUCCAUAUGUAACGAUACCGGUUAAGCCUUAAAUCACAGAUAUGUGCCUUCUCAGAUACAGUAAUUGUCAUUCAACCAAUGUACAUAAUCCAUAAAGAAACCCCUUUCAGAUAAUGUUUGGCGUGUCUUUUCCUUCCUUGGAAAGGAACACUGUGUAUCAGUAUUGGGUUUCUUUGUAUUCCUUAAACCACGUUCAGGUUUAUGGUAAAAUCAACUUUUGAAUUUGCUGUUUGGUUUUUCUUCAUUCCUUUCAUGGAAUGAGAAGAUGGAGGAAUUUUUCUUCAUUUGAGUAAUGGAAAGGUAAUCUGGGACAGUGUGGUGGUAACAAGAAAGGGGAUUGGAAAGGCCAGUACUGUUUUAGUUGCUCAGCACUGUUGGGUUUGUGUUAUGUAGUUGACCUAUCCGCUGUGUGGUUCUAUCAGUAAUGUAAGCCUUUUAAGUAUAAGUUCUCUUGAUUUUUGUCAUAGACAUAAAUUAAUAUGUCUUCAUUUCUUUUGUGUUGAGAUGAAGUACUAAAAAAAUUACUGUUAUACAUGAACUCUGUGGACUAUAAGAUUUGUUAUAUAUGUUCAAAUGCCUUUUAGCUGGCUUUUUAAUUAAUAUGCCUGUUUUCAGUGCUUAAUAUGUACAAUGUAAUGUGAUUGUAAAUCAUAAACCUAUUUUAAAUCAUUCCUUCCUGUAUAUUUGUACUCUGACAGAGCCUUAUUUUAUUCUUCCAGCAGAAUUACUACUUGUAAUAGUUCCUGUACAUUCCCCAGAAUGUGCCUCUGGUGUGAAUUUUGUAUUCUUAUUAAAAGUAUUUGCUGCACUACCUUGUUUCUAUGGCUCUUCAUAAUUUAAGAAGCAACUAUCUGGAAAUUGUGAAGACGUGAUUUGUCUUUUCCUGACUUUAAGAA
Callorhinus ursinus (northern fur seal) is the source of this 3321-nucleotide messenger RNA. It is a transcript of the gene ARFIP1, whose product is annotated as ARF interacting protein 1. Gene Ontology annotation, cellular component: trans-Golgi network membrane. Gene Ontology annotation, molecular function: phospholipid binding; protein domain specific binding. The record is from RefSeq and is a predicted model, not a curated record. Lineage: Eukaryota; Metazoa; Chordata; Mammalia; Carnivora; Otariidae. Gene Ontology annotation, biological process: intracellular protein transport; regulation of Arp2/3 complex-mediated actin nucleation.